Molecule: messenger RNA, 1485 nt
Organism: Zingiber officinale
Lineage: Eukaryota; Viridiplantae; Streptophyta; Magnoliopsida; Zingiberales; Zingiberaceae
Product: serine/threonine-protein phosphatase PP1-like
Exons: 4
Coding region: 217-1182 (321 amino acids)
Cellular component (GO): cytoplasm; nucleus
Molecular function (GO): protein serine/threonine phosphatase activity
Source: RefSeq, a predicted model, not a curated record
CGUUACAGCGACGGAAGCAGACGGAUGUGGUUUAUUAGGGCUCCGUAGUCGGCACCCACGCUCCUCUUCCGAAUCGAUCCAUGGCUGACGGUGGAGAACGAAGCGGGAUGAGAGCAAUUAAGGGGGAAGAGGAAUAGGGAGAGCGAGAUCGCCUUCAAUCCCUCCUUCGACCCUCCUCAUCCCGAUCGAGCGAAGAGGUGCGCUGGAAUCACGAGGAUGCCCAUGGACAAGGCCGUGCUCGACAGCAUAAUAAGGCGGCUUCUGCUAGCCAAGGGGACGAAGGCGGCGAAGAACGCGCAGGUGACGGAUGCGGAGAUCCGGCAGCUCUGCAUCACAUCCAAGGAAAUUUUCCUCAGCCAGCCCAUUCUGCUAGAGUUGGAGGCCCCAAUCAAGAUCUGCGGAGAUAUUCAUGGUCAGUAUACUGAUCUUCUUCGACUUUUUGAAUAUGGUGGGUACCCACCACAGGCAAAUUACUUGUUCCUUGGGGACUAUGUUGAUCGUGGUAAGCAAAGCAUAGAAAGUAUAUGUCUGCUGCUCGCAUACAAGAUUAGGUACCCAGAGAACUUCUUCCUCCUUAGGGGUAACCAUGAAUGUGCUUCCAUCAACCGGAUAUAUGGUUUUUAUGAUGAGUGCAAAAGGAGAUACAAUGUUCGACUGUGGAAAGUGUUCACAGAUUGUUUUAACUGUCUCCCAGUUGCUGCACUUAUUGAUGAGAAAAUAAUUUGCAUGCAUGGGGGCCUGUCUCCUGAACUAAAGAACUUGGAUCAGAUUAGAAAUAUUGCUCGUCCUGUGGAUGUUCCAGACCAAGGGCUGCUUUGUGAUUUGCUUUGGUCAGACCCGGAUAAAGAUAUUGAAGGCUGGGGAGAAAAUGAUAGAGGUGUCUCUUAUACUUUUGGGCCAGACAAGGUGUCUGAAUUUCUUCAGAAGCAUGACUUGGAUCUCAUCUGCCGAGCCCACCAGGUGGUGGAAGAUGGCUAUGAAUUUUUUGCAAAGCGCCAGUUGGUGACGAUAUUCUCUGCUCCAAACUAUUGUGGUGAAUUUGAUAAUGCUGGUGCUAUGAUGAGUGUAGAUGACACUCUCACAUGUUCGUUUCAGAUUCUUAAACCAGCUGACAAGAAGAAAGGAUUUGGAAAUAAUUUUUUGAAACCAGGAGUUCCUGCAAGAAAGGGAGGGAAAGAUUGACAGACAAUGAUAUGGGGAGGGUUGUACAUUUAGGACUUGAAAGAAGCAUCAAGGGAAGAAAUGAUCUGAACUGAUGCUACAUCACGAGUCAGGAAUUAGUACCACGUUGAAGUUUUUACUGUUGUAGCUGAGCUCAGGCAGUAUUUGUAAAGUAUUACCAGCUCAUCUGAUAUUGUGAAUUCUGCAAGUUUUUAUGACUCACCUUAUAUGAUUGGGGCACUUUAGGUGUAGAAAGAAAUAUGUUUUAUAUGAAGCCCCAAAUGUUUCUUCUCAUGCACAGAGCAAAAAAUUUGUUUUCAUCAA